CACAGUGGAGCUAAUAAGAGUGAAGGGUGGCAAGAUAACUAGAGAGCCUGGUCCUGUCAAGGGAGGCAGCCCGGUCAUUGCAUUCAUUGAAAAUCCUGAUGGCUACAAGUUUGAACUUUUGGAAAGAGGCCCCACUCCCAAGCUCUUGUGCCAAGUGAUGCUUCGAGUCAGUGAUCUUAAGCGUUCCAUAGAAUUUUAUGAGAAGGCUUUUGGUAUGGAACUCCUUCGCACUCGAGAUAAUCCAGAAUAUAAGGUAGGAUUUCAUCAAGCCUACAUAAGAACUAAUCUUUUGAGAAACAUGAUGAUGGAUGUGUUGAAGAAGUGAAUGAUGUUAAUAACAAUAAUAAUCAUAAUCAAAACUAUCAUCCAUCUUCACAAUCCAUUAGAAAAGAAUCCGAUUCUCUUUGGAUACAGUAACUUCUCCCCAAAAAGGACUAGAAUGAGAGAAACUAUUCUAUAUCUCAGAACCUGCAAUGCAAGAACCAAAGAACAGUGCCAUAUCCGUACUCUUUUUAUGAUUAUGCUUAUUCAACUCAACAAUAACAACAUCAACCACCUCAUUCCACAGUUUUCUCUAUGCUGCCACCACUUCUUGAAAAUUUCCUUAAGUGUUCUUCUCACAGGGGCCAUCAUUGCCUUCUUCUUUUGCACCGUCGUGCGUCGUAUCAAACGUGCCAAAGAAUUGGAUGUAGUAUCUGGUUUAAAGAACGAGUUAGAAAAACGUCUUCUGAACCUGAAUGUUUCAUGCUUUAGUAUGGCUCCUGGUAAGGGAGUGUAAUGUUAAUAAUAUCCAUAUACUGAACAAUUAUUAUUUAGUUUUAGCAAGGUAGCUGUUUCUUUAUGUGCAAUGCUCUGGAGCUUUUUCUGAUUAAAAGAAAGAUUAAGGGACCUCGUGGCUACAGGUUUUGAACUUUUCAAAGCAAGAUCAAAGACCAACUUCAAAGCUAGGAGAACUGUGUCAUUAGUGUCAAGGCGAAAAACAUUGCCAAGCUAUCAAUUCCUUGAAAAGUAGCCAAAGGUUUAUAAUUUUAGAUUCUUUAGUAUAUUCAUGAUUCAUGAUUUUUCUUUCUCAUUUACUUUUAAAUUCUUAGAUCAAUUACUAAAAACAAAAGCUAGACUACUUUUAAAGGUACAACCUUAGAUCAUUGCUAACACUUGUAUUGCUACAUUGAUGUAACAUACUUAUAGACUUGUAGCAUUUUUUGUUUUUUA
This is a messenger RNA of Arachis duranensis, 1212 nucleotides long. RefSeq lists its product as uncharacterized. Lineage: Eukaryota; Viridiplantae; Streptophyta; Magnoliopsida; Fabales; Fabaceae. The transcript has 6 exons. Bases 326 to 778 code for a protein of 150 amino acids. The record is from RefSeq and is a predicted model, not a curated record.